Messenger RNA from Entrophospora sp. SA101, 410 nucleotides. The record is from the annotation of a GenBank genome assembly. Lineage: Eukaryota; Fungi; Glomeromycota; Glomeromycetes; Entrophosporales; Entrophosporaceae.
UUAUCUUCCUACUAUUGCUUUGGUAUCUGUUUUAGAACAUGUUGCUUUGACAAAAUGUUUUGGUAGAAUUAAUGAUUACAAAAUUGACCCAAGUCAAGAAUUAGUUGCCAUAGGAGUAACAAAUACACUUGGAUCAUUUUUUGGUGGAUAUCCAGCAACCGGUUCAUUUUCACGUACUGCUGUUAAGGCGAAAUCUGGUGUAAGAACUCCUUUAGCUGGAAUAUUUACUGCAAUUAUAAUAAUUUCAGCUUUAUUUUUUUUGACACCCGCCUUCUUUUAUAUUCCCGAUACUACUCUAUCGGCGAUAAUUAUUCAUGCCGUUCUCGGUUUAGUAUCAGAACCUGCUUAUGUAAAACAAUUAUGGAAAAUUCAAUUUUGGGAUUUUGCUGUAUUCUUUACCGCCGUAGUGG